This is a messenger RNA of Pundamilia nyererei, 2778 nucleotides long. RefSeq names its product signal transducer and activator of transcription 5B-like. The record is from RefSeq and is a predicted model, not a curated record. The transcript has 19 exons. Gene Ontology annotation, molecular function: DNA binding; DNA-binding transcription factor activity. Gene Ontology annotation, biological process: regulation of DNA-templated transcription; signal transduction. Lineage: Eukaryota; Metazoa; Chordata; Actinopteri; Cichliformes; Cichlidae. The coding region runs from base 188 to 2548 and encodes 786 amino acids.
UCGUUUAUUAUACGGGUCAACAACUGCUGCUUUACCAGAAAGCAGAAGGUGAUAAAGUAACGUAAUUUGGCGAUGUGACAUGUAUGUCAGCCAACCUGCGUACGGUUGAAAAGUUUUCAGUGUGUGUUGUCCGCUGUUUUAAAUGGUGCUGCGGUAAGGAGUGCUGCAGUCUUGUAAAAGGAUAACCAUGGCAAUGUGGAUCCAGGCCCAGCAGCUGCAGGGUGAUGCCUUGCACCAGAUGCAGGCCUUGUACGGCCAGCACUUCCCCAUUGAGGUGCGGCACUACCUGGCCCAGUGGAUUGAAAGCCAACUCUGGGACUCAGUGGAGUUGGAUAACCCAGCAGAGGAAACCAAAGCCAAGCGUCUGUUGGAUAAUCUGGUGGCCGAGCUCCAAAAGAAAGCCCAGGUCCAGGGAGGAGAGGACGGCUUUCUGCUCAAGAUCAAGCUAGGUCACUAUGCUAGCCAGCUAAAGAGCACCUACGACCGUUGUCCUCUGGAACUGGUCCGCUGCAUUAAACACAUCCUGCAGUCAGAGCAGAGGCUCGUUCAAGAAGCUACAAAUGCCAGCAGUGGAAGUGGGAGCCAGGCCAUGGACACGCUAUCACAGCGCCACCAGCAGAUCAACCAGGCCUUUGAGGAGCUCCGACUAGCCACACAGGAAACUGAGAAUGAACUGAGAAAGCUGCAGCAGAGCCAGGAGUACUUCAUCAUCCAGUACCAGGAGAACAUGCGCAUUCAAGCCCAGCUGAGCAGCUUGUCUUCACUGGCUCCAACUGAGCGCACCCAGCGGGAAACAACCCUGCAGAGCAAGCGAGCCACUGUGGAGGCCUGGCUCGCCAGAGAGGCCAGCACACUACAGAAAUACAGGCUUGACCUGGCAGAACAGCACCAGAAGACCUUGGGCCUGCUGAGGAAACAGCAGACUGUGAUCCUGGAUGAAGAGCUCAUUCAGUGGAAGAGGAGGCAACAGCUGGCUGGCAAUGGGGGUCCUAAUGAGGGGGGGCUGGAUGUUCUGCAGUCCUGGUGUGAGAAGCUGGCUGAUCUGAUCUGGCAGAACCGACAGCAGAUCCGACGCUGUGAACAUCUCACCCAGCAGCUUCCUCUGCCGGGGCCCAUGGUAGAGCUGCUGAGCAAACUGAAUGCUGACAUCACUGACAUCAUCUCUGCCCUGGUUACCAGCACCUUCAUCAUCGAAAAGCAGCCGCCCCAAGUGUUAAAAACCCAGACCAAAUUUGCAGCCACAGUUUGCCUCCUGGUGGGCGGGAAGCUCAACGUCCACAUGAACCCACCUCAGGUCAAAGCUGUCAUUGUUAGUGAGCAGCAGGCCAAGGCUUUGCUGAAGAAUGAGAGUACGCACAGUGAAAGCAGUGGAGAAAUCCUCAAUAACAACUGUGUGAUGGAGUAUCACCAGGCCACGGGCACCCUCAGUGCACACUUCAGAAACAUGUCACUGAAGCGGAUCAAACGCUCGGACCGUCGAGGUGCAGAGUCCGUGACAGAGGAGAAGUUUACCGUUCUGUUUGAGUCCCAGUUUAGCAUUGGGGGCAACGAGCUGGUCUUCCACGUCAAAACUCUGUCCCUGCCUGUGGUCGUCAUUGUGCACGGCAGCCAGGACAACAACGCAACAGCUACGGUCCUGUGGGACAACGCCUUUGCUGAGCCGGGCAGAGUGCCGUUCAUUGUGCCAGAGAAGGUGCUGUGGCCCCAGCUGUGCGAGGCCCUCGAUAUGAAAUACAAGGCAGAGAUGCACAGUGGGCGUGGCCUGUCAGACGACAACCUGGUCUUUCUUGCACAGAAGGCUUUUUCAAGCAGCAGCAACAACUCUGACGACUACCGCAGCAUGACCAUAUCCUGGGCCCAGUUCAACAGGGAAAGCUUACCUGGACGCAACUUCACCUUCUGGCAGUGGUUUGAUGGAGUAGUAGAGCUUAUGAAGAAACACCUGAAGCCUCACUGGAAUGAUGGGGCCAUUCUGGGCUUUGUAAACAAGCAGCAGGCACAGGACAUGCUGAUGUCCAAACCCAACGGCACUUUCCUGCUGCGGUUCAGCGACUCUGAGAUUGGAGGCAUCACCAUCGCCUGGGUGGCAGAAAACCCCAACAAAUCAGGUGAGAGGCUGGUCUGGAAUCUGCUGCCUUACACAACCAAGGACUUCUCUAUUCGCUCGCUGGCUGACCGCAUCAGUGACCUGAACCAUCUCCUGUAUCUGUAUCCUGACCGGCCCAAAGACGAAGUCUUCGCCAAGUACUACACCCCCCCACUUUCAAAAGCAGUUGAUGGAUAUGUGAAACCACAGAUCAAACAAGUCGUGCCAGAAUUCACCACCCCGAACCCUGAACCCAGUGCAGGAGCUACUGCAUUCAUGGACCAGACUGCUUCUCCCUCUGUGACCCACCCCAACAACUUCAACGUCUACCCUCCCAUGGCUGACGGCAUGUUGGAUCCCGAUGGGGACUUUGAUCUCGAGGACACCAUGGAUGUGGCUCGUCAUGUGGAGGAGCUGCUCCGCAGGCCUAUGGCCAACCAGUGGAACAGCCAGCAGUCCUAAACCAGACACCCGCACCUGCGGCACACCCCGAGGUCAUCUCCAUCUGGAAACACUCACGCCUGCAAAACCACCUGGACUGCAACCAGGGCAAGUCGGGCAGAUCUGCGUCACAUUUUGUUAUUCAGGUUUCUCUUUAGCUGUGUCCAAAAUGAGAAUACACCUGGUGUCGAAUCCUUGUCUACUCGCCCAAGACUUUUUAAAGAAGUAAAGUCAAUGUUACUGCCAUUCAA